CAGCUCCGGAGUCCCUCGCGGGCCGGGGCGGGGCGUCCGGCCAGCUGAGUUAUUCGGGCUGACCGCGCCAGUUUGAAUGAAAGCUCCGCAAGAUGGCGGCGGCCAGGGCCAAGGCACGGAGCGGUGAGGCCAGAGCGCGGUGUCACCGGGCUCCAGGUCCGCCCCAGAGGCCCAAGCCCAGGCGAACGACGAGACGCUGCCGCGCGGACACCGUGACGGCGCGACGCUCGCGGUCGUCUGCGGGCGGGAGACGCGCCGGCUCCAACCGAGCGAGGUCCAGAGCUCCGCGGGCCGCGGUCUUUGGCGGCGAGUGUGCACGAGGUGCCUCAUUCAAGGCCUGGUGUGUGCCUUGCCUAGUUUCACUUGAUACUCUCCAGGAAUUAUGUAGAAAAGAAAAGCUCACAUGUAAAUCGAUUGGAAUCACCAAAAGGAAUCUAAACAAUUAUGAGGUGGAGUACUUGUGUGACUACAAGGUAGUAAAGGGUGUGGAAUAUUAUCUUGUAAAGUGGAAAGGAUGGCCAGACUCUACAAACACCUGGGAGCCCUUGUGGAACCUCAGGUGCCCACAGCUCCUGCAGCAGUUCUCUGACGACAAGAAUACUUACUUAUCCCAGGGAAGGAAAUGCAAGGCCAUCACUUCAAAAGACAAUAACAAAUCCUUGCAACCUGCAGUUGCUGAGUAUAUUGUACAGAAAGCUAGGCAAAGAAUAGCUCUGCAGAGAUGGCAAGAUUACCUCAACAGAAGAAAGAACCACAAAGGGAUGAUAUUUGUUGAAAAUACUGUUGACUUAGAGGGCCCACCUUCAGACUUCUACUACAUCAAUGAAUACAGGCCAGCUCCUGGGAUCACCUUAAACAGUGAAGCUACCUUUGGGUGUUCGUGUACAAACUGCUUCUUUGAAAAGUGUUGUCCUGCUGAAGCUGGAGUUGUUUUGGCUUAUAAUAAGAACCGACAAAUUAAAAUCCAACCAGGCACUCCCAUCUAUGAAUGCAACUCAAGGUGCCGAUGUGGACCUGAUUGUCCCAAUAGGAUUGUACAAAAAGGCACACAGUAUUCCCUGUGCAUCUUUAGAACUAGCAAUGGCUGUGGCUGGGGUGUAAAAACCCUUGUGAAGAUUAAAAGGAUGAGUUUUGUCAUGGAAUAUGUUGGAGAGGUGAUCACCAGUGAAGAGGCUGAGAGACGGGGACAGCUCUAUGACAACAAAGGGAUCACCUACCUUUUUGAUCUGGACUAUGAGUCUGAUGAGUUCACAGUGGAUGCAGCUCGAUAUGGAAAUGUGUCUCAUUUUGUGAAUCAUAGUUGUGACCCAAAUCUUCAGGUGUUUAGUGUUUUCAUCGAUAACCUUGAUACUCGGCUUCCCAGGAUAGCAUUGUUCUCCACAAGAACCAUAAAGGCUGGAGAAGAGCUGACUUUUGACUAUCAAAUGAAAGGCUCUGGAGAACUGUCUUCAGACUCUAUUGACUACAGCCCUGCCAGAAAAAGGGUCAGAACCCAAUGUAAAUGUGGAGCUGAGACCUGCAGAGGUUACCUCAACUGAAAGUUCAGGAAGUGGAGCUCACGUUGUUUGUUUUUUUGUUUUGUUUGUCUUCUAACAACUGAAAAAAGUAUUUGGGACUCCUUUCUAUUACCUAUGUAUUGUAUUAUAUGAUGUUAAUGUACAAUUCAUGGCUCAAGAUAUAUGCCAAGUAUAUUACUAUUGAUUCUAAAAAGGACUGCAAGGCCAUGUAAACAAGAUGGUGGUUACAUGGGAAGUGAAAUGUAUAAAUCACUUGAGAGUCGAAGUAGACAGUCGUCCCUUUAGUGUUGGAAGUGAGUCGACCACAGCUAUUAUGGAGCCUUACCCUGCCUCAAACAGAGAACUCACUUUAGGCAAAUGUAUAAAUUUUAUUUUUUUACUAUAUUGUUUCUGUUUAAUACUCACUGAUCUUGUAUCAGAGACAAAUAAGUGACACUGAAUUUUUUACUGUAUUUUCUACUUUUACAUUAAAAUAUUGGCAUCUUAAUGAUAUAUUUCAGGUGUAAAAAAUGUGAAAGAUUUACUUUUAGCUUGAUCUUACUUUGAAGCAAUAGAUACCGUUACAAAGGUAUCUAAACCUGAAAUUCUUAAAAGAUGUUUUUACCCCCACAGAAGAAGUCUCUGAUCACCUCUCUGGAAGUCUGUAGUGGCUGGCCACUGUGUUUCUGUGAUCAGACAGAACAGUGACUGAGGACCCACUGGAGUGUUAGGCAGUAAAGGAGUACAGCCUAAGCCAUUCAGCAUGUGUGAGGUUUGCACCGUGUCUCUCUCUCUCCCCGGAACAGGAGAGCGAGAUCCCUGAGGGGCACAGGUCCCCAAUGGCAGUGUAAUUCACAUCACAUACUGUCAUUUCAAGGCAGUUUUAAUUCCUACCCACUAAAUUUCAAUACUUUUGUAUUUUGUGCAUGCCCUUGAAAAGCAAGCUCUAUUUGCCCUGAUGCUUGUUUUAUACAAGAGUUUUUAGAUAGGAUGAAACUUAGCUUGGCCAAAAGUCGGUCUGAGUGAACUUUUAUCACCUCUGGGGAUUAGAUUGGAUUUCCCCUGUGUAGUAAAACCCAAUAAAGAAAAAAACUUUGAUCUUUCUGGGUCUGGGAGUUCUAAUCGUGGUGUCCAAUGUGAAGACAGAAACAAAAUGCAGCAAAUAAACAAAGCUUUUGGUAUCCUAA
Rattus rattus (black rat) is the source of this 2683-nucleotide messenger RNA. It is a transcript of the gene Suv39h2, whose product is annotated as suppressor of variegation 3-9 homolog 2. The record is from RefSeq and is a predicted model, not a curated record. Bases 93 to 1538 code for a protein of 481 amino acids. The transcript is spliced from 6 exons. Gene Ontology annotation, molecular function: histone H3K9 methyltransferase activity; zinc ion binding; protein binding. Gene Ontology annotation, cellular component: nucleus. NCBI's taxonomy places the organism in Eukaryota, Metazoa, Chordata, Mammalia, Rodentia, Muridae.